Molecule: messenger RNA, 2435 nt
Organism: Ochotona princeps (American pika)
Lineage: Eukaryota; Metazoa; Chordata; Mammalia; Lagomorpha; Ochotonidae
Gene: ELMOD1
Product: ELMO domain containing 1
Exons: 12
Coding region: 451-1413 (320 amino acids)
Molecular function (GO): GTPase activator activity
Source: RefSeq, a predicted model, not a curated record
GCGACCCAGAUUCCCGCCCCGCCCCCGCCCCUCGCGCGCCUGCAGCCGGUGCGGCAGCCCAAGCAGCCUCUGUCCAGCCUCGGCGCCGGGGACGACCGCGGCGACUGCCGCCGGCGGAGCGCGCAGCCGGUGCGCCCUGGCGAGGCGGGGAUGGAGACCGCGGGGGCGCACGCCGGGAGCCGCUGAGCCUGCAGUGACCGCCUGGGGCCAGCUUAUACUUACUUUGAGAAAGGCAAAUUUGGAAGCAGUUACUUCAGGACAGUUUGUGUAGCAUCUGGACUGUCACCAUAGGCACCAUGAAGCACUUCCUGCGGAUUUCUUCAAGCAAGAAUUAACUUUCAUUAGCACAUUCAUUGCAGCUGUUCCAAAUAAGCCACUUUUCUCUAAUUGUUCCAAAAGAAGACGUCAAAGUAACACAUUUAAGAUGCUGGAGUAGUGUUGCACCACAGAAUGUUGAUCCAGGUGUGCCUGUAUUUUUACUGUAAGUUUUUGUGGCGCUGCCUGAAAUUUGUAAUGAGAAAGCUGACUGGAAGGUGCGAACUACAACGUAUCUGUUACAACACCAAACCUGGUGCUUCCAGAACCAUGAAAAUCGAAACAUCCCUGAGGGAGUCAAAAAGUAAGCUGUUGCAGACAUCAGUGAGUGUUCAUCCUGAUGCUAUCGAGAAAACUAUAGAAGACAUCAUGGAACUGAAAAAAAUUAACCCUGAUAUAAAUCCACAGCUCGGAAUCUCACUUCAGGCUUGCCUCCUACAAAUCGUUGGGUACAGAAACCUUAUCGCAGAUGUGGAAAAACUGCGCAGAGAGCCCUACGAUUCGGAGAAUCCCCAACAUGAAGAAAUGCUUUUGAAGUUAUGGAAAUUCUUGAAGCCCAAUACUCCGUUGGAAUCGCGCAUUUCUAAGCAGUGGUGUGAAAUUGGUUUCCAAGGUGAUGAUCCUAAAACAGAUUUUCGAGGAAUGGGACUUCUGGGCUUGUAUAAUUUACAGUACUUUGCAGAACGGGAUGCAACAGCAGCUCAGCAGGUCCUCUCUGACUCUCUCCAUCCAAAAAGCAGCAAAUUCAGCAAAGCAGAAUGGGAGAAGAAAAGAAUGGAUAAAGCAAUCGGGUACUCAUUUGCAAUUGUGGGCAUCAACAUAACAGAUCUGGCGUACAAUCUACUGGUCAGUGGCGCUCUGAAAACCCAUUUCUAUAACAUUGCCCCAGAAGCUCCGACAUUGUCUCACUUCCAGCAAACAUUCUGCUAUUUGAUGCAUGAGUUUCAUAAAUUUUGGAUUGAAGAGGACCCCAUGGACAUAAUGGAAUUCAAUCGUGUGCGGGAGAAAUUCCGCAAGAGGAUCAUAAAACAGCUGCAAAACCCAGACAUGGCGCUGUGCCCGCAUUUCGCUGCCUCGGAAGGUUUAAUCAACAUGUAGUUGCCCAUGCUGGUUUGAAUGGAUACCCUGGGAGAUUGCCUCAUUGUUGUGUUAGAUCUCUGCUUAGGUCACAGCCCACACACUGAAUGCACACAGUGAUUAUAUGCAUGCCUUUUGGUACAGUAUUUUCAACUCUUGGUCAUAAUUCCAAGAUCACCAGAUACCACUGUUUCUGGAGCAUCCACACUCCAGGGACUGCUCAUCAUGUGGCAUCAUGCAGUGUUACAUCUGGCCUUGACACCCAGGUAUGGAGAGAGUUUUCUAUUUUUUUAGAUUGUUUUCCUCUCCCUCAUAAUUCAGCAUACCAGAAUUGUUAUUUCUCUCGCUGUAUUUUGUAUGUGGUCAGGUUAGCUGAAUCUUGUCCUGUGAAAGCCUUUUAAUUUAUUGUUGUUUCAUGACUAUUGCUGCUAGCUUUUCCAGGCUCAUGUGUGUGAAUCUCAUUCUGAUGAAGUUUAAGUCUUUAAAAUAAUAUAGACAGACACAUGAUAAACCAAACUGUCAAUGCAAAUAUAGCCAUGCUUCUCAAAAAAGAAAAUAUAAUGAGGCUUACAAGAAGUACCUUUAGUUAGAAGCUGUUUUUUGUUUGAAGUAUUGCUGAAUUGUAUUGUAAUUUACCCCCAAUUGCAAUUGUGUCAGUCACCUGGAUAUCAACUGAUUUUUUUCCCAUCGUUUUACAGGCUUUAAUGCCUAUAUAUAUUUAUGAUGAUUAGAGCCUUCGCAAUGAAGUCAGUAUAUAUCAAAAGUUGCAAAAGGUGUUUCACUGCCUGCCUCUUCCUGAACUCGGGGUUAUUGCCACCCAGCACUGUUUGAACCCAAGUUUUUUGCUUGGGGAACUGAGUGCUAACCAGCUUGUGUUCCAUGUCAAGGGGCACUAUGAAAAAAAAAAUUUUUGCAAGAAUAUGUGUUGCAAGACAGGAACCUAAGCUGUGUCACUCUGUAUUAUUUCUUGAGAAUAAUGACCUUGUCUUGCAUCAGUGGAAAAAGUAAAUUGCUUGGAAGAAGAAAAGACAAAUCAUACUGAA